GGAGUCCGGUAACGUCUCCUCCGUGUCUGCGCUACCUCGACUCAAGGUGAAGACGUUUUCGGGUGCGUUCGAAGAGUGGCCUACCUUCCGCGACAGCUUCUUGUCGAUUGUCGGGAAACACUCGUCCAUCUCGAACAUUGAACAGUUCCAUCAUCUGAAGCUCUGUCUUGACGGAGCUGCUGAAAGAUUGAUACGCCCAUUAGCCGUGAUUGGGGACAAUUACCCGCGCGCGUGGAAAAUGUUAAAGGAACGUUACGAGAACAAACGGGAAGUUGCGCGCUCUAAUUUCGCCGCGUUCACCAGCACUCCCAAAAUGAAAGGCGACACCGCCGAAGAACUUGAUCGGAUAUACAACGCCGUGACCAGUGUCGUGAGCGGGCAGAAGGGUAUCGGUCGACCCAUCGCUUCACACGGCUGCGACUUGCUGAACCAUCUCGUGGCCGAGCUGUUCGACCCGAAAACUCGCCUCGAGUGGGCGUCUUACACGAGCGAAUCGAACGACGUUCCAAGUCACGAGACUCUGGUGAAGUUCAUUUCGAGACGAGCUCUCACUCUCAAAGUCGCGAAGGCGACAACCGCGAAGUUCUCCGGAGACCCGCCGCGAUCCGCGAAGUCCCAUCUCGCUAAACGGUCCAUCGCCUCAUCGCAGUGUGUCUUGUGCAAGGGCAAGCACCAUGUCAUGAUGUGCGACGAAUUUAAGGCGAAAUCCGCGAUCGAACGUAAAACCGUCGCGAAAACGCACAGACUUUGCUUCAACUGCCUCGGUUCGCACCAGUUCGCGAAGUGUCAAUCCGCGAAAACGUGCGCGUCUUGUAAGGCUCGGCAUCACUCGAUGCUCCACGAGGCUUACACCCCGCAGACGGUCUCCGAAGCCAACGCUCUCUCCGCAGUGCGUCAGGACGACGAAACCAAGGCGAUUCUCCUCGCGACCGCGAGGAGGUCUCUCUGA
Messenger RNA from Vollenhovia emeryi, 949 nucleotides. RefSeq lists its product as uncharacterized. The transcript is spliced from 2 exons. The record is from RefSeq and is a predicted model, not a curated record. Bases 239 to 949 code for a protein of 236 amino acids. Lineage: Eukaryota; Metazoa; Arthropoda; Insecta; Hymenoptera; Formicidae.